Molecule: messenger RNA, 1810 nt
Organism: Corvus hawaiiensis (hawaiian crow)
Lineage: Eukaryota; Metazoa; Chordata; Aves; Passeriformes; Corvidae
Gene: SNRNP48
Product: small nuclear ribonucleoprotein U11/U12 subunit 48
Exons: 7
Coding region: 49-1020 (323 amino acids)
Cellular component (GO): nucleoplasm; U12-type spliceosomal complex; cytosol
Source: RefSeq, a predicted model, not a curated record
CGGCGCCGGCCCCGCCCCGGCGCGGUCACGGGGCCUCUCGGCGCAGCGAUGGCGGCGCCCAGCGCCGUGUGGCUCGGCGGGGGCUCGGUAGAGUGGGUGCCGUGCCCCUACGACGUCCAUCACCGCGUCCCCCGUGCGUCGCUGGAGAGGCACGCGGCGUCCUGCCGGCUCCGCAAGAUGGGAUACUCCGCUGAGGAGGAGGCCGAGAUGUACGACUCCAGCUUUUUCUACGAAAACCUGAAGGUUCCCUCCGUCGCCAUGGAUAAAGAUCUACAGUUUCAUAUUGUUAAGCAGGCUAGAGCUCAAAGUGUGAAGGAAGGUACAGGCUACAGUGAAGGAUCUUACUCAUUACUGCCCAUAGAAGUUCCUCAAAACCAUAAGCGUUUCAUCUGUGACCUGACUCAAGCUGACCGCCUUGCUCUUUACGAUUACGUUGUUGAGGAAACAAAGAAACAGAGGUCUAGAUCCCAGAUAACGGAAAAUGACAGUGAUCUCUUUGUGGAUUUAGCAGCAAAAAUCACUCAAGAUGAUAGUCAGAAAGGUCCAAAGUCCCAUCUUGAAAUUCUGGCUGAAAUGCGAGAUUACAAAAGGCGGCGGCAGUCAUACAGAGCUAAGAAUGUUCAUAUAACGAAGAAGUCCUACACUGAGGUGAUUCGGGAUGUGAUUGGUGUGCAUUUGGAAGAGCUCAGCAAUCAGUGGCAGGAGGAGAACAGGUUGGAUAAUGCAGAGAUAUGUGAAGGAGGGAAGUCGAAAUCUUCAGGAAGGUAUGCCACAGCUGACAGAUUCUUCGGGCAUGGAGCAGAUUGUAAUUCUACCUUACCACUUUCUUCUAACAGCACAUACCAGCCUUAUCUGAAUCAUAUGCAUGUUUUAUUUUAUACUCGUUCUAUUAAGUCUUGCUUGAGAAGCUCUGCCUGCAUGAAGGAUGGGGAAAAAUUAUUAAGUAUCUUUCUUUCAGAGGUAAGUAGGCUAGUUGCAAGUGAUUCAGCUGAACAGGUAGUUUCUGGUGGAUCUGGGUGAUGAAUAGUGCUUCCUCUGUGCCCAAAUGUGUGCAUAUGUUGUAGCUGGCUACAGAGGGACACUUGGAAAUACAAGUACACAAUUUCUUACCCUUCCCUACCACAUGACAUGUGUUAGCUAUAUUAAACCUCAGAGUAAAGGUUUCCAUAACAUAAUAAAUAUGGGGAGGCUUUACAGUUCUUACCCCUGCAAAUGCUGCUGUGCUAAUUGGGAGUGUGUUUUAGCUGUACUUAUUUCUGCUGUGUCAAGCAACACCGCGCACCCUUCCAAACAUUUGUCACUGAAGUAAGUGUGGAGUCAUGACCUAGUGAUAGCCUAUUUGUGCCUCUUCAGCAGGCCUUUGAGAGGAGAAUGUUUUUGAAACAAACUACAGAGUGGCACUCUGUGCCCAGAAUUAAAAUGAAGAUGAAUGGGUGGCAGAGCACUGGAACAGGGAGGUCGUGGAGUCUGCCUCACUGGAGACAUUCAAAAGCCACAUGGACACGUUCUGGUGUAACCUGCUUUAGGUGACCCUGCCUUGGCAAGGGGAGUGGAGUAGAUGAUCUGCAGAGGUCCCUUCCAGCCCUAACAAUUCUGUGAUUCUGAGAUCAGGACUUGGGUUCUCCACUGUAGGCUGCAACUUAAGACAGGUGGUUGAAGAGUUAAAGAUUUAAAGCAAAAGAGAAUGAACCCCUUAUACUGCAGAGGUGUUAAGACUGAGGAGCUGUGUUUAUAGGAAAUAAUUGGAUUGAAUAGCGUGCUGAGAUAUGCACCUGUAAGAGCAUGGUCUUCAGGCCUCUUUUGGUAGGUA